Paramecium octaurelia is the source of this 3450-nucleotide messenger RNA. The record is from the annotation of a GenBank genome assembly. NCBI's taxonomy places the organism in Eukaryota, Ciliophora, Oligohymenophorea, Peniculida, Parameciidae.
AUGAAUUAAAAUUAGUAAGACACCGAAGGGCCAAUCUCAAAAUUAAAUCAGUUGAUGUUAACAGAUGAACCCAUAGGUGAAAUCUAAGAUUUUCUCAAUUAUUCAUUAUCCGAUGGAUGCUUCUCAAUUCAAGGUUCGAAAGUCAACACCAAUAACAACAUACCUAGUUAAAGCUCUAAACACAAAGGCCAUGAAUCAAAAAGAGUUACCUUUGACUCCUCUAUUAACAGUCCAACAACCUAAUUUUUGAUGAAUCGAAAAAGCUAAAAAUCUUCCGAUCCUCAACAAUUAUAGCAUCAACAACAAUAAAUAUUCAGUGUAAUCUAAUUUUGUUUUAUCAAACGAUUCAUUAACAGAAUAAGUUGGAAAAAGAAAAUCAACUCAUAAUUCAACCUUUAUUAAUACAAUAUCAUCCGAGAUUUAGGGUCUUCUUUUAAUUUAAAACUCUUUCGUGAUAGUGCAUUGAAUUUGAAGCCUAUGAUCAGCUAAUUCAGUCAGUCUUCUGAUGGGUUGCAGUAGAUUAUCAAAAAAAAGUAUGAAUUGUCUUACUAUUAAUAAUAGGGAAUUGUCCAAAAAAAUAAAAAAGUAAAUUACACAUUUAAAGACAUGCAAGGAUAAUUUAAUUAAAAAAAUUGAAUAGGAAAUAGAAAAGAUUCCACUGAUUACACCUGAAUCUCGUUUGAAAAUAGUGUGGGAUUGUGUAGUAAUGUUAAGUAGACUCUAUUUUCUAUUUACAAUACCAAUAGAUUUGGCAUGGAAUAAAUAUAAAAUCAUAUACGGAGAGCUUUACCUUCCAACAAUUAUGAUGAUCCUCCUAUUGGUUUUUGAUUUCAUUUUGAGUUUCAAUAGUUCAUUUUAUUAAUUUGGAUAAAUAGUAAGUAAUAGAGCAACAAUCGCUAAGAAUGUAAUAAGUAAAAGUUAUGGAUUGGAAGCGAUAUCAAUAUUAAUUCUAAUUAUUUACGCCAUAAUUUCUAAUUCCUCUUAAGAAUAAGAAUUCAAUCUGUUAACAGAAUGGUGGGAUUUAUUAAUGCUAUUGUUUUAUGUACAAUGUAGGAAUAUUCCUAAAUUGAUAAGUCAAGUCGAGGAAACCCUAAAUUUGUCAAAGCCUAGUAGUUCUCUAUUGGAAUUAUUUAAAUUAUUGUUAGUGUUGUUCUUUGUUUUACAUUGCUACUCAUGUCUUUGGUAUUUUGUAAUUUAUUCCAUUUAAUAUUUGUUUAGGUUGGUUAUUACAGUUACUUGUAUUCAGAAAAAGGGAGCUGGUUAGAAUUCUACCACGUAGAACAUGAAACUUGGUAAGUGUAAUAUUUGUAUUCAUUUUACUUCUCGACUGUUACAAUGUUUACAAUAGGUUAUGGAGAUGUUGUGCCCAUCAGUUAUUUAGAAAGAGUGAUUGCCAUUCUGUAUAUGAUGAUAUGCAGUAUUCAACUAAGUUACAGUGUCAGUACUGUUGGUGCCAUAAUUGAUACCAUCUCUGCUUAUGGACAGGAGAAGAUGCGAAAAAUGAGAAAGAUAAAUGCUUAUAUGCAAAAUAGAAAGAUUGAGUAUUAAUUGCAGUAUCAGAUAAGAGAAUACUUGAACUAUUAUUGGGAAUCAUAAAAUCAAGUUGAGAAUGAUGAACUCAACGAAAUCAUUAAUUAGUUAUCAGAGAAUCUCAAAGAGAAAUUGAUGAAUCAAUCAAAUUCUUUGAUUUUGAAUGAAUGUCCAUUAUUUUAACAUAAUUUUAGUGAUGCAUUGAAAUCUAAGUUAGUAAACAAAAUAAAAUAAACAGUAAUUUAACCAGAAAAUAUAAUAAACUUUGAUUCACUAUUUCCUCAAUUACCACCAGGUUAAUUGUUUGUUUGUUUCGUUGAAUUUGGAGACAUUCAAAUCUUUAUUCAAAAUGAUUCAAUUGAUCAAGUACUUGAUAAUCCAUAGAUUGCUGAAGUUUUUAAGGUUGGCAAAGGUUCUAGCUUGGGUAUUAUCAGUUUCAUAAGUGGUAAGCAAUCUUAGGAGAGAUUCAGGAGUGUUGGGUUUUCGAAAUUGCUAUUGCUAUCAAGAGAUGACUUUUUAAAAGUGAUAUAGGAUUUCCCAGAAGAUUAUGAGAGAUUUAGGAAUCUUUAUGAUAGUCUAUAAUUUGAGGACAUAAGUGUGUUACAAAUGAAAUGUUUUAGUUGCAAUUCCAAGAAUCAUAGAGUACUUUAAUGUCCCUUAUUACAUUACAUACCUGACAGAGAAUUGAUUUUAAAAAGAUAUUGUUACAGUGAGUCACAAAAAAGAAAUUCUAAAUACGAGCGAAAUCCUUUUAGAUAGAGAGGUUACUUUGCAGCUCGAUUUGAUUAAGAAGUCAUAGAAUAAGAAGCAAAUUCAUUUAAUAAUAAUAAUUGGAAGUGGGCAGAAUUUUAUGAAGAACCAGAAGAAGAUCAAUUAAAGAAAAGUGAAAUUCAAUAAUAAUAAUAAGUUGUACCAAUCUUAGAAUAAAGUAAUUCUAACUUAUAGGCAUAAUAAUAAUAACUAUAAUAAUCACAAAGUCUCGUUCUUCCCGUUUAACAAGUAACAGAUCAAUCCUCCAAAGUCAAUUUAGAACCACCAUCAAUUAAGAAAAAGGCCACUCUAUUCAAGUAGAGAACAAAAACUAUUGAAUUAUUAGACAUUGAUGAUAAAUAAUUGAAAGCAUCACUUAUGAGUAAAGCUAGGAACUAGAAUAUUUUCAAUAAUAAUCUUAUGAUAAUAAAAGAGGAGGACAAUCAAGAGAAUUCUCCAAAGGAAAAACACACUUAAGGCAGGGCAUCAUUUAGUUUAGAUAUGUAUCGGAAGAAACCUAAGGAAGGUAUUCAGAAAAUGAAGAAAGUAGUCUAAAUGAUUACGAAUAUGAAUAGAAUGAAGAAAAGACCAAAGAUAAAAAAGGAAACAAAAUCUAUUUUCAAUCAAUUCCUUGAAGUACUUCAAUCUUAGCAAUUUCUCAAAGGAAUAUAACAGAAAGUGAAAAUUAGAAUAAAACAAAUUUAAGAUGGGAAGAAAUAAAUACUAUAGGAGAAAGACAUUUAAGAUACGAUGUUGUUAGAGAUUAAGAUAAAGAUGUAAAUAGAGUAAUUAAAUGAAUAUUAAAAGAAGGAUUAAGAGUUAGUAAUGGAGUCAUAUAAAAAAUAUAAAUAAUAUUAGAUUUAAAAUAAUUUAGAUUAAAUUUUAGAAAAGAUAUACUUUUAUAAACAAUAGCAUACAUUGAAUAAUGAAUUAAAGAGUUCAUAAUCUAAACUAUUAAAAUAUAUGAUUUAUCCAGAAAUAUUUUUUGAAAAAUAUAGGUAUCAAUAGGUGAUAAUCCCAAAAUUUGAAAUAGAAGAAUCAAGAAGAGGAUCAGAUUAAGAUACCGAACAAACUUUGAAGCGGAGUCGUAUGCUUAAAAAGAGUUUUAGAAACUUAAAGUUGUCUCAAAUCAGGCCGAUGUCAGAUGGCACUGGAAAGUUUCAGAUGUGA